Talaromyces stipitatus ATCC 10500 is the source of this 3511-nucleotide messenger RNA. RefSeq names its product lipase, putative. Gene Ontology annotation, biological process: lipid metabolic process. The record is from RefSeq and is a predicted model, not a curated record. The coding region runs from base 1 to 3411 and encodes 1136 amino acids. The transcript is spliced from 2 exons. NCBI's taxonomy places the organism in Eukaryota, Fungi, Ascomycota, Eurotiomycetes, Eurotiales, Trichocomaceae.
AUGCCUAGGGACCGAGACACUUCCGAUGAACUAAAUAUCUCAGAAAAACAACAUGAGGAGGACAAAACCUCAAGCAAUUCGCUGAUUACUUCCGCUGCCAAAAGCGCCUCUACUCUACUACCUCAGUCAAUUGCUUCGGCCGUUUCGUUCAUUACGCAGUCAACUUCCCUUUCUCUGCGCAUUGGGACGUUUUUUGGGGGCGCUGCUUUGGGGAGUGCGAGAGUGACAACUCUGACGGGGUUAGAAUUGAGUAGAGUGGUUGUAGAGGCUAUCUUGACGAGGGCUGGGCGUGAUGUUGCGGGACAUAGCCACGGAGAGUACGGAAGGUUGGAGGCUGAAUCUUUACUCGAGCGCAGUUUAGCAGCUUUACAUUCAACCGUGACUUCAACUUCAUUCUUUGCCGCAGCGGGCUUCCACCUGUCCGAAGUAGCGCUUUCGUCGUUGUCGAAUUUGUCUCAGAAUCUGCUAUAUACAUUAGAUUCGAUAUUGGGAUCGACAGAAUCUUCGCGAGCGAUUGCGGCGAUUAUCACAUUGAUUCGAAGGGAAUUCUCGAAGAAAGAAGAAGGCGAGGACAAUGCCGUUGUCGGUGUUGGAGACUUGCUUGUGGGAUCCGUAGGCUUCGCGCUGUUGCAGCGUUGGGGCCGAUUAAAUUCAGAAAGGCACCUGCGGGAGACAGAGGGCGAGGUCACUAUAUGGGAUGUUGUCAUUCUGGAUAACGGGCUGAGGGCCGAUGUCAUCGGGACACAAACAACCGGAUAUGCUCAGAAUAUGUUGAACGACGCUGUUGGCGAUAGGUCGAGGCCAGCGUCAUUCAUGGAUCCUGGAGUACACCAGCAAUCAAUCGAUGCAUUAGAGCGUGUUCAUAAUUGUCAAGAUGCUCACCCAUGGAAUCCAUCAACGGACGUCCACAACCAACUCUCAGAUGAAGACAUCCGCAACUAUAUCAUGAGUCAGCUACCUCAAGGCAGUCGUGCUUCCGUUAGAACCGAGUUGGUAACAGCUCGUACUAUCACAGUGGACAUAUUCGAUGAUGACGUAGCUGAAAUUGCUGCACCUCCAGGAACAAUGAUGAUUGAAGAGAGGUUCCAUCACGACCAGGAGUCGCAAGACGCGGCCAAGCGCCUACCCAAGCACACUGUUGUCUUUCAGACAACUUUCAAUAAAUCGCAAAGUACAGAUCUACGGACAGAAGCUAUUGCAAAUGAAAAUCAGAAGACUGAAAACGUUGCUUAUAGGAUCACCGAUAUAACUGAUGCAGAUAAAACAAACCCUGGAGAGGAGUCAUCCCAAGAUGCCUCACGGCCAAUUUUCUCUGAGAACCAUGCAAAUGAAGGACGGCGAAGACCUCGCCGUAUCACGAGUUCGUCAUCGUUGAGUGGCUCGGAGACCCCUCGCAAUACUUUCGGAAAGGCAUCACUCUCGAAGAUCACGCAAAAGGUGAGGGUUGGUCAGGGCGAAAAGUCGGCUCUUAAGAGCAAGGAUACGACGAAGAAAACACAAGGAAAAGGUUCCUCAGUUUUGUCGAAGGCAAAUAAAGUCCCAAGAAAUGGACCUCAGAGAAAAUAUCCAGCUGGUAUAUCAGAAAACCAGCACCCACGGUCGAGCAAGGGCGGCCUCUACAACCCGACGUUGGCGAGUCUCAAUCGAUCUCUUCCACCUAUUCCGGUGGGCGAAUACCCCAGGUACCGUUCUACGCCGUCUCCCACGGCGAGCAGAAUGCCUCAACCCAAUCGAGCUCCCUCAAGAGCGGGACUAUUCCACCCUGAUGAGGACACCGAAUCUUUUGUUACGCAUACCGACUCCUAUUCAAUUCAUUCGAUCGACAGCCGUCCCGGUUCUGCGGCUUAUACUCGAACUCAUAUCCGCAGUAGCAGCUCGAUGUCUCGAACUCGCCCAGAAGAUGCCCAAAAGUCUUCGAAGCGCGAUUUACAACCUCCGGGAUCUCCCCAAACUCAUCGACGGUCACGUUCGUUUGUACCUAGCAUAUACUCUAUGGCCACUGGUUCCGAGACAUCUCUGAUACUCGCACCUCGACCCCGAAAAAGUGUAUAUGAAGAUGAAUCAACAAUCAUUGGUUUGAACCGGAAUGGCUUAGUUCCAGGCAUAUUCCCGCAUAACCACUUGGUCAAGAAUAUACGUCGGUUUUGUCGAUUCUCAUCAGCUUCCUAUGGUUCCAAUGCGCUCAAGGUGAUGGGAGUACAACAUGAUCAGAAGAGAAUCCAAUAUCAUGACCCUGAAAACAUAGAGCAUAGUUCCUUCUCAAAUAUGACUGGACUUCCACAAUCCACUAUCCUUCUAUCCUCAUACGUUGAUCCCGCCGGCGGCACCAACUCUGCGGGAGAGACUGAGAGUGGUUUUCCUCUUGUACACUAUCUCUUUCUGGACCACGAAUCAAAGGCAGUUGUGCUUGCUCUCCGUGGAACGUGGGGCUUCGAAGAUAUUCUUACAGACAUGACAUGCGACUAUGAUGAUCUUGAAUGGCAAGGGAAGAACUGGAAAGUCCACAAAGGCAUGCACGCAUCCGCCAAAAGGCUCCUAGAGGGUGGUGGUAAAAGAGUCAUGGCAACAAUCAAAGCUGCUCUUGAAGAGUUUCCAGAUUAUGGAGUAAUAUUUUGCGGUCAUUCUCUGGGUGGUGGUGUAGCCGCUCUUCUUGCGACGAUGAUAUCUCAACCAAAUGCAGAUACCUCUGGACCGUCCUUUGUAACAGCCUCAGCUUUACAAGCAACAGAACCGCUGCUACUGACAGCUAGUCAUCAGCAAGAAGCUACGAAGGCGUUCUCGCUACCACCUGACCGACCCAUACAUGUCUACGCUUUUGGUCCGCCAGCGUGUAUGUCACCGUUCCUCCGCCGUGCGACUCGCGGUCUCGUCACAACAGUCGUUAACGGCAAAGACGUCGUCCCAUGCCUCUCACUUGGGAUAUUGCAUGAUCUCCGCGCCGUGGCUCUAUCAUUCAAAAAGGAUACCACCGACUCAAAAUCACACAUUCGGUCCCGUGUCUGGGAUGGUCUCCGCCAAAGCAUCCUCAACAAAUUCUACGUGAACCAACCACCCAUCCCCAUAAACGCCGGCGAAGGUCUGGGCGAAGAUACUUGGGCAUGGUCCACCUUACAGAGCCUACGUGAUGAAAUGAUCGCGCCAAAACUCGUGCCACCCGGUGAAGUUUUUAUCGUUGACACAAUGCGGGUGUUGCAACGUAAUGCGUUCAUGUCGUCAGCCGGUCUUCGGGAAGGAGAAAGUAGCCACCCUCAAUUGGGUAGGCCUGCAACCAGAGUUCAGUUGAAGUUUAUUCGAAAUGUAGAGACGUAUUUUGGUGAGAUGAAGUUUAGUUCUGGGAUGUUGGGGGAUCAUAAUCCGGUGCGGUAUGAGGCUAGUCUGGCCGCUUUAGCGAGGGGAACUAUUGAUGACUGAUUCCCAUCCUUUUCCUUCGGUUUUCUUUCUUUUUGCGUUUCAGUCUGCAAUGGUUUCAGGGUGUUUUCAGGGUGAUUUAGAAGGAUACUACGGAGUUGGA